AUGAGAACCAAUAAUAAGAAUAAAAAAGCAAAAAACAAUAGAAAUAGUAAUGGUAGUGGUGGUAAGAGCCAUGAAAAUCUUCAUAUUCCAAAAUACAUUCGUGAUCAACCAUGGUAUUAUAAGGACAAUAAACAAUUAAAAAAAGAAAAAGAUAAUGACACUAGUGAUGGCACAUCUAGCGAAGAUAGACCAGAUUAUUUAGUCCAUCAUAGACAGGAUAAGGAUAAAAACAGUGGGAUUGGUAUUGAUAAUAACAAUGAAGCUAAAGUCGGUAAGGGGAUUAAUGAUGAGUUUGUCUCAAGUACAGAUAUGAACGAUAAAAGUAUGGAACAAUGUGAUAACUGUGGGUUGCAAGGUCAUGUAAUGAAAGAUUGCAUUGAAUUACCUCAAAAAAAGAAACGAAAGUAUAUGGAGGAAAAUGAAGAAAAAUUAAAAAUUCAAAUAAGAAAAGAUCAUGAGAAAGAUUAUGAUGCUAAACAGGAUCGAUGGUUUGGAUAUGAUGGUAGUGAAUAUGAUGAAGCAUUGGCCAAAUGGCAAACCAUGAAGAGUGAAGGGGCUAAGAAAGAGCUAAAUGAAGAAGAAAAUGAUAUUGAUAUUAAUAUAUUGAUUGAAAUUACAAAAUUGGGGCUGGAUGUUAAAGAGUCAUUAACGUAUUUAGAAGAUUGCAAAGAAAUCCAAAAAGGCAAGAGUGUUACCAGCGUGCGACUAAGGGAAGACAAAGCUGCUUACUUGAACGAUAUCAAUAACACGAACCACGAAACAAAUUACGAUCCCAAAUCCCGAAUUUACAAGAGUGAGGAGUUAGGUAAAGUGGAUGACAAGGGCAAGAUAUUUCGCAGGCACCUGACUGGGGAAGGGAAGGAAUUCAAUGCCUUGAACGAGCUUGCUAGAGAAUUGAGUAAAAAAGAGGGCAUUAAAGAUGAAGUUAAAGAUAUCGGGAAAAUAAACCAUGUCCUGAUUGCUAAUCCUACCAAAUACGACCAAUUGAAAAAAAGACAGCAACAACAAAAAGAAAGGGACUCAGCUUCGGAGACGAAGAAAAUUGUUGAGUUAAAGGACUGCGAGGCAAAGAAAGUCACAGGGACUACGAUAAGUAAAAAAUCAAAGAAUCUCUUGAAAGAUCUUUACGGCUAA
Henningerozyma blattae CBS 6284 is the source of this 1134-nucleotide messenger RNA. RefSeq names its product mRNA splicing protein SLU7 (gene SLU7). NCBI's taxonomy places the organism in Eukaryota, Fungi, Ascomycota, Saccharomycetes, Saccharomycetales, Saccharomycetaceae. Gene Ontology annotation, cellular component: spliceosomal complex. Bases 1 to 1134 code for a protein of 377 amino acids. Gene Ontology annotation, molecular function: pre-mRNA 3'-splice site binding; zinc ion binding. Gene Ontology annotation, biological process: mRNA splicing, via spliceosome. The record is from RefSeq and is a predicted model, not a curated record. The transcript has a single exon.